Molecule: messenger RNA, 1008 nt
Organism: Trypanosoma rangeli
Lineage: Eukaryota; Euglenozoa; Kinetoplastea; Trypanosomatida; Trypanosomatidae
Exons: 1
Coding region: 1-1008 (335 amino acids)
Biological process (GO): pseudouridine synthesis; box H/ACA snoRNP assembly; ribosome biogenesis
Cellular component (GO): sno(s)RNA-containing ribonucleoprotein complex
Molecular function (GO): RNA binding
Source: RefSeq, a predicted model, not a curated record
AUGGAUGCGUCGUCGGUGGGCAGCUCGUGCGACAUGACAGAGGAUGUACGCGGCGUGCGACGGCGGCGCGUCUCGCUGAGCUCCGUUGACUCCGAGCCGAUUCCCAAGCGCUGCCGGCCUGACGCCGCGCUGCGCCGCGUUCCUGGCGAUGAUGACGACGACGACGGCGACGAUGCGGACGGUGGCCGUGGCAGCCACUCGCACGGCCUCCACGUGGGGGACGACGAGAAUAUCAGUGACGUGUCGGAAGGUCACGACACCCUCGCCAGCGCCAGCCGCCGUGCGGGGUCGCCGCCCGCUGAGGCGCAGGCGGCGCUGCGGGACGCGAACGGUGAUCCGCUGCUGCAGAUCCCGCUGGAGCGCGUCUCCGAGGCGGCAGUAGCCUCCGUGACUGGCCUCAUCGCCCGCAGCAGCACCGUCGUGGCGGACAACGCCGCCGGGGCGCUGGUGAUGGAUGCGGGGACACGCCUCUGCCUCAAGGACGGCGCCGUCGUGGGCGUUAUCGCAACGGUGAUGGGCCCCGUGGCCGCCUGCGCCUACGCAGUCGUCUGCCUCCCCACCGUAUUCGGGGCGCUGUGCGACGCCGGUAAGCUGAGCCUGGGCGCCGACCUUUGCUACGACCUCGGCGAGCAGAGCAUCAUCUACGACCCGGUGGUGCAGUGCGACAUGCGCCGCGGCACGGACGCCAGUUACAUCAACGACGAGGAGCUGCCGCCACACGCACGGCCGGACUUCUCCGACGACGAGGCGGAGCGUCAGUGGAAGAUGAAUCGCCGCAUGAAUGCCGACGCGGAGUCGCUCUCUGACGACGACGUCCCUGUCGACAUCGACUGGGAGAAGAUCGACGCCCUUGAGGGGGGCCUGCAGGCAGAUACGGCGCAGCCAUCCGCUCCCGCUCCCGCCCCCCCCGCCCCCGCCGCACCGCGCCACACCAACCGGCUUGUGGUUCCUCCGUGGGUUGCAGUGACACCGGCGUGUGACGACGCCCCUUCACACCGGCGCGAUUAA